Molecule: messenger RNA, 580 nt
Organism: Blepharisma stoltei
Lineage: Eukaryota; Ciliophora; Heterotrichea; Heterotrichida; Blepharismidae
Source: the annotation of a GenBank genome assembly
AUGUGUGAAUCCUGUCAGCUACUCUUGCAGAAUUUAUAUAUAUUAGUGGCUAUAUGCUUUUCAUCAGAAGCAUUUCCUCUUGCAGGCUUUUCGAACUCUAUUAUCCAAACUUUUUUCUCUUCAGAUAUUUGGUCAAAAAUACCAGUCUUUGUAAGCAAAUAUCUGAUGAAAAAAAACUUCAAUCAAAUGACUCACUCCCCCCUCCGUGAGCGAACAAAACCAUUAGAAAAAUCCCUAUUUUUUGUCUAAAAAAACCCACCCUCCAUGAGCGAACUAAAAUUUUUUAUGAAAAAACAAAUUUUUUGAUAUAUAAGUGAUAAUUAUUAUAACGAAAUCUCUAGCUAAUUCUUUUAAUUUUGAACAGCUUGUAUUUUAAAACAUAAUUUUACAAAUUAAAUUAUUAUUUGCUUUCCAUUUGCGAAUUAGGAUUUUUUUAAAUUUCAAAAAAAAAUUUUUCUAUAUAUUUAUAUAUAAAUUUUUUAAAAAAAAUAUUAACCCCCUCCUAAGCGAACAAGAUUUUUUUGUUAGCUCAUGGAGGGGGAGUAAAGAAAUCACAAUUAGCGUUCCAUUUGCUGGCUAA